Messenger RNA from Echinops telfairi (small Madagascar hedgehog), 1153 nucleotides. RefSeq names its product leukocyte-associated immunoglobulin-like receptor 2. NCBI's taxonomy places the organism in Eukaryota, Metazoa, Chordata, Mammalia, Afrosoricida, Tenrecidae. The transcript has 2 exons. The annotation marks the transcript as partial. The record is from RefSeq and is a predicted model, not a curated record.
CGGGUGCACCUGUGCAAUGGUGAUCUCCUCACAAGCACACCCCGAGGUGUCUUUUCUGAUUCCCUCCUAGGGCACCUGACCAGACCCUCCAUCUCAGCAGUGCCAGGCUCCGUGAUCCCCUGGGGGACAUGUGUGACUUUUGUGUGUCGUGCUCCUCCUGGGGAUUAUAUAUUCAGACUGGAGAAGAAUGGACUCUCCCAACACGAAUACGUGAAGGCCUCUUCAGGAAAUGGCACAGAGGCCAGGUUCCCCAUCACCUCGGUGAACAAGGACAGCGGAGGGUAUUACUGCUGCCUCUAUUACACCGGGGCCGAGUGGUCUGAGCGCAGUGAGCUUCUGGAACUGGUGGUGACAGCCCCCACCUCCCAGAAUGGCACCAUGAAGAAUUCCGUCUGCAUGGCCCUGGCUGCUGUGGUUCUGCUGAUCCUGGUGGUGAUUCUGGCUGAAGCUUGGCACAGCCAGUGCCGAUCUCAAUGUGGUUCCAUGGGUUGGAGACACGACGGCACAAGUCAGGUGUAGGAGGCACCAGAACCAGAUGGAGACAAGCUGGAGCCCAGCAGAGAGAUUAGUCUGCCUGCUAAGAUUCUGGGCAUAGACUCUAUGCUCCAGACCCCAAAGUGUGAGAAACAGAGAACUGUGAAUAGAGUGUAUGUUAAUGAGGCUGGGUGGCCGGGGCUCCUGUGGAGGGAGGCCUUCUUGUUCGUGGGUUGGAGAUGCAUCCCAGUCACAUUCCCGUAAAUAAAACUUAUUCCCCAUGAUACCCCUUCCCCAACUCGCCCCCAGGUAAUAAUGCCAUUUUUAAGAUGCUACUUGCAAGCACAUGGUUACUUACUCUACUCUUGAAGGUCAACUGCAGGAAGGCUAUCUGCCUAAUGAUUAUCUGCCAUCAAAAGCAGUCAGACCAUCUAACCCGAAGUCUGACCCACACCCUUCUGAUAAGGAUCAUAGAUUGGAGAAGAGCUCAGGGACCCAAGGUCAAGCCAGCUCAGAGAUGGCCAAGAUUAGGCCACCACCUUGACUCUAGAGCCUGCCCAUCUUGCUACGUAUGUGCCCUCCUGUCACAUGUGUGCCUCUAAUACAACCCCUUCCUGUUAUGUCUGUGAUUGCCAUGGCUUGCAUGCCCGGGAUUAUAUAAGUCUGUGAGAGAAUACUG